Lottia gigantea (owl limpet) is the source of this 456-nucleotide messenger RNA. RefSeq lists its product as hypothetical. Lineage: Eukaryota; Metazoa; Mollusca; Gastropoda; Lottiidae. The annotation marks the transcript as partial. The transcript has a single exon. The record is from RefSeq and is a predicted model, not a curated record.
AUAGUUUCAUCAUUUUCGAUUCUUAUGCCAUGUACCCAUUAUCAUAUAAUUUUAUUGCCUUGUACCCAUUAUCAUAUAAUUGUGUUGCCAUGUACCCAUUAUCAUAUAAUUCUUUUGCCAUAUACCCAUUAUCAUAUAAUUCUUUUGCCAUGUACCCAUUAUCAUAUAAUUCUUUUGCCAUGUACCCAUUAUCAUAUAAUUCUUUUGCCAUGUACCCAUUAUCAUAUAAUUCUUUUGCCAUGUACCUAUUAUCAUAUAAUUCUUUUGCCAUGUACCCAUUAUCAUAUAAUUCUUUUGCCAUGUACCCAUUAUCAUAUAAUUUUGUUGCCAUGUACCCAUUAUCAUAUAAUUCUUUUGCCAUGUACCCAUUAUCAUAUAAUUUUGUUGCCAUGUACCUAUAAUCAUAUAAUUCUUUUGCUUUGUACACUUUAUCAUAGAAAGGUUUCGUGCGGUUAA